Messenger RNA from Ipomoea triloba (trilobed morning glory), 1312 nucleotides. RefSeq names its product protein trichome birefringence-like 33. Gene Ontology annotation, molecular function: O-acetyltransferase activity. Gene Ontology annotation, cellular component: Golgi apparatus. The coding region runs from base 9 to 1271 and encodes 420 amino acids. The transcript has 6 exons. The record is from RefSeq and is a predicted model, not a curated record. Lineage: Eukaryota; Viridiplantae; Streptophyta; Magnoliopsida; Solanales; Convolvulaceae.
CAGAUGAGAUGAUGCAUAAAUCUGGUUGGAAUUGCCCAGAUUUGAAUGGAAAGCCAUGCCUUUCUCCUUUUGUCUUCACCUUACUAGCCUUCAUCGUCCUGGCCGCCGUCUUCUACCACAGACAAGACAACCUGGGCGACAUUUUUUGCCUCCUAGAUUACUCCAACAAAACUGCUGCAACCACAACAACACCACAAUUCAAGACGAGGACGAAGCUGGCGUUUGCGAUCGGAGAGACGGAGAAAGAUUGCGAUGUUUUCAGCGGGAGGUGGGUGUGGGAUGAGGAGAACCGACCGUUGUACGAGGAACAUGAUUGUCCGUACCUAUGGCGGCAGGUGACGUGUCAAGGACACGGCCGCCCUGACAGGGAAUAUUUGCACUGGAGAUGGCAACCUCAUGCCUGCUCUCUUCCCAGUUUCGAUGCAACGAUGAUGCUGGAAAGCCUUCGAGGGAAGAGGAUGUUGUUUGCCGGAGAUUCCUUGAACGGAGGGCAGUAUAUUUCCAUGGUUUGUCUCCUGCAAAGAGCCAUCCCUCAUGACCAUGCCAAAUCCUUUGUAGGUAAUGAAUCACUAGCCAUUUUCACAGCUAAGGAUUACAAUGUGACAAUUGAGUUCUACUUUGCACCAUUUCUUCUGGAGGCAUCGACAAGCAGAAUUGUUCGCAAAGAUUCUAUGAAUGCCAAUGGGCAACACUGGAAAGGAUUCGACAUCAUAGUAUUCAACACUUAUGUUUGGUGGAUGACUGACGCAACUGUCAAACUCCUGCAAUCAGGAUCGUUGGAUGAUGAAAAGAAAGACAUAAUAAAAGUAUCUCCUGAAGAAGCUUAUCGAAUGGCAAUGAAAAAUAUGUUGAAAUGGGUAGAGGAGAACAUGGAUCCUAAGAAAACAAGAGUGUUCUUCACUAGCAUGUCACCUCUUCAUCCAAGGAGUAUAGAGUGGGGAGGUGAUCCAAAUGGGAACUGUUACAACGAGACAACGCCUAUAAAAGACCUUAAUUUCUGGUCGAUAACUACUAAGAAAAGCAUAAUGGAGGUGAUUAAACAAGUGUUUAGUGAGUCAAGAGUGCCCAUCACAUUUCUAAACAUCACACAACUCUCAAGUUAUAGGAAGGAUGCCCACACAUCAAUCUACAAGACACAAUGGAACCCUUUCACUGGGAAGGAUGAAAUAGCCAACCCAAAGACCACCUAUACUGAUUGCACACACUGGUGUGCCCCUGGCCUUCAAGAUACUUGGAAUGAGCUUCUAUUUGCUAAGCUUUUCUAUCCUUAAUUAGAGCUGUAAUUGUUGUCAACAAUAAUGAAAAAGAUUAA